CCCGGCCCUCGCCCAGGUUUCCCGGAGCUGCUGCUGGCGAGCCCGCUACCGCUGGGAUCUAUGGAGCCAUUCCGUAGUGCCAUUCCGAGCAACGCGCUGCCGCAGCUUCUCUGAGCCUUUCCAGCAAGUUUGUUCAAGAUUGGCUGUCAAGAAUCAUGGACUGUUAUUAUAUGCCUUGUUUUCUGUCAAGACACCAUGAUUCCUGGUAACCGAAUGCUGAUGGUCGUUUUAUUAUGCCAAGUCCUGCUGGGAGGCGAGAGCCAUGCUAGUUUGAUACCUGAGACCGGGAAGAAAAAAGUCGCCGAGAUUCAGGGCCACGCGGGAGGACGCCGCUCCGGGCAGAGCCAUGAGCUCCUGCGGGACUUCGAGGCCACACUGCUGCAGAUGUUCGGGCUGCGCCGCCGCCCGCAGCCCAGCAAGAGCGCAGUUAUUCCGGAUUACAUGCGGGAUCUUUACCGGCUCCAGUCUGGGGAGGAGGAGGAGGAAGAGCAGAUCCCGGGCACGGGUUUGGAGUACCCUGAACGCCCCGCCAGCCGGGCCAACACCGUGAGGAGUUUCCACCACGAAGAACAUCUGGAGAGCAUCCCAGGGUCCAGCGAGAACUUGGCUUUUCGUUUCCUCUUCAACCUCAGCAGCAUCCCGGAAGAUGAGGUGGUCUCCUCCGCAGAGCUUCGGCUCUUCCGAGAGCAGGUGGACCAGGGCCCUGAUUGGGAGCAAGGCUUCCACCGAAUAAACGUUUAUGAGGUUAUGAAGCCCCCAGAGGAAGUGGUGCCUGGGCACCUCAUCACACGACUACUGGACACCAGACUGGUCCACCACAAUGUGACACGGUGGGAAACUUUUGAUGUGAGCCCUGCGGUCCUUCGCUGGACCCAAGAAAAGCAGCCCAACCAUGGACUGGCUAUUGAGGUGGUUCACCUCCAUCAGACACGGACCUACCAGGGCCAGCAUGUCAGGAUUAGCCGAUCGUUACCUCAAGGAAGUGGGGAUUGGGGCCAGCUUCGGCCCCUCCUGGUCACUUUUGGCCAUGAUGGCCGGGGCCAUGCCUUGACCCGACGUCGGAGGGCCAAGCGGAGCUCUAAGCAUCACCCACAGCGGUCUAGGAAGAAGAAUAAGAACUGCCGGCGCCACUCACUCUAUGUGGACUUCAGUGAUGUGGGCUGGAAUGACUGGAUUGUGGCCCCGCCGGGAUACCAGGCCUUCUACUGUCAUGGAGACUGCCCCUUCCCACUGGCAGACCACCUCAACUCAACCAACCAUGCCAUCGUGCAGACCUUGGUCAACUCUGUCAAUUCCAGUAUCCCUAAGGCCUGUUGUGUACCCACUGAACUGAGCGCCAUCUCCAUGCUGUACCUGGAUGAGUAUGACAAGGUGGUGCUGAAAAAUUAUCAGGAGAUGGUGGUAGAGGGAUGUGGGUGUCGCUGAAGUCCAGUCAUUCUGGAGGAUAGACAGACAGACAGACAGACACACACACACACACACACAUACAUGUUCCCAUCCACCCGCCCACCUACCUACACACUACACAGACUGCUUUCUUAUAGCUGGACUUUUAUCUUUAAAAAAAAAAAGAAAGGAAAAAAAAACCCUAGAUGUUCACCUUGACCUUAUUUAUGACUUUACGUGCAAAUGUUUUGACCAUAUUGAUCAUAUAUUUUGACAAAAUAUAUUUAUAACUACGUAUUAAAAUAAAAAUAAAAUGAGUCAUUAUUUUAAAGGUAAA
Molecule: messenger RNA, 1723 nt
Organism: Dipodomys ordii (Ord's kangaroo rat)
Lineage: Eukaryota; Metazoa; Chordata; Mammalia; Rodentia; Heteromyidae
Gene: Bmp4
Product: bone morphogenetic protein 4
Exons: 4
Coding region: 196-1425 (409 amino acids)
Biological process (GO): BMP signaling pathway; SMAD protein signal transduction; negative regulation of apoptotic process
Cellular component (GO): extracellular region
Molecular function (GO): BMP receptor binding; cytokine activity; growth factor activity
Source: RefSeq, a predicted model, not a curated record